GACCCGGGGAGGGAAGCGCGGAGAGGGGCGAGCCGAGCGGCGCGGAGAGAGGAGGGUUGAGGGGCGCUCGCGUGCGCCCCCUAGCGGUCGGAAGGGGAGGUGCCCGCCCAGGCCUCGCUGCCCGCCCCUCCCCUAGGGAGGUUCGCGCUCCCGUGGCUCGCGCCUGCGCUGCCCGCCGGCCUCCAGAACGCGCUUUCUCGGCCGCGCGCGCUCUCAGUCUCCGCCACCCACCAGCUCCAGCACCAGCAGCAGCGCCGCCGCCACCGCCCACCUUCUGCCGCCGCCGCCACAACCACCUUCUCCUCCGCUGUCCUCUUCUGUCCUCGCCUUCUGUCGAUUAUCAGGCUUUGAACCAGUAUGGCUGACCCUCGCCAGGAGUUUGACACAAUGGAAGACCAUGCUGGAGAUUACACUCUGCUCCAAGACCAAGAAGGAGACAUGGACCAUGGCUUAAAAGAGUCUCCCCCACAGCCCCCCGCCGAUGAUGGAGCGGAGGAACCAGGGUCGGAGACCUCCGAUGCUAAGAGCACUCCAACUGCUGAAGACGUGACUGCGCCCCUAGUGGAUGAGAGAGCUCCCGACAAGCAGGCCGCUGCCCAGCCCCACACGGAGAUCCCAGAAGGAAUUACAGCCGAAGAAGCAGGCAUCGGAGACACCCCGAACCAGGAGGACCAAGCCGCUGGGCAUGUGACUCAAGAACCGGAGAAGGUCGAGAUUUUCUCACAAAGUUUGCUUGUCGAACCAGGGCGUCGUGAAGGCCAGGCCCCAGAUUUGGGGACCUCAGACUGGACCCGCCAACAGGUGUCUAGCAUGUCUGGGGCUCCCCUCCUGCCACAAGGCCUCAGAGAGGCUACAUGUCAACCUUCGGGAACAAGACCUGAGGACAUAGAGAAAAGCCACCCGGCCUCUGAGCUGCUGCGGCGAGGGCCACCUCAGAAGGAAGGCUGGGGCCAAGACAGGCUGGGGAGUGAGGAAGAGGUGGAUGAAGAUCUCACCGUGGAUGAAUCAUCCCAGGAUUCCCCUCCCUCCCAGGCCUCCCUGACCCCUGGCAGGGCAGCCCCUCAGGCCGGCUCCGGCUCUGUCUGCGGGGAGACCGCCAGCGUGCCUGGGCUCCCAACUGAGGGUUCCGUCCCACUUCCUGCUGAUUUCUUCUCCAAAGUCUCCGCAGAGACCCAGGCCUCACAGCCCGAAGGGCCUGGCACGGGGCCCAUGGAGGAAGGGCACGAGGCUGCCCCUGAGUUCACGUUCCACGUGGAAAUCAAAGCCAGCACGCCGAAGGAACAGGAUUUGGAAGGGGCUACAGUGGUGGGGGUCCCCGGAGAGGAGCAAAAGGCCCAGACCCAGGGCCCCUCUGUGGGAAAGGGCACCAAAGAGGCUAGCCUUCAGGAACCUCCUGGCAAGCAACCUGCAGCCGGCCUGCCCGGGAGGCCAGUCAGUCGGGUUCCUCAACUUAAAGCUCGUGUGGCCAGCAAAGACAGGACAGGAAAUGACGAGAAGAAAGCCAAGACAUCCACACCUUCCUGUGCUAAAGCCCCGAGCCAUAGGCCCUGCCUUAGCCCCACACGCCCCACUCUUGGUAGCUCAGACCCUUUGAUCAAACCCUCCAGCCCUGCCGUGUGCCCUGAACCAGCCACCUCUCCUAAACACGUCUCUUCUGUCACACCCCGAAAUGGCAGUCCUGGAACAAAGCAGAUGAAACUCAAGGGCGCUGAUGGCAAAACCGGGGCGAAGAUCGCCACACCUCGGGGAGCAGCCUCUCCGGCCCAGAAGGGCACGUCCAACGCCACCAGGAUCCCGGCCAAGACCACGCCCAGCCCUAAGACUCCUCCAGGGUCAGCUUCCAAGCAACCGCAGAGAAAACUACCCCCUGCAGGGGCAAAAUCUGAGAGAGGUGAACCACCAAAAUCCGGAGAACGAAGCGGCUACAGCAGCCCCGGCUCUCCCGGAACGCCUGGCAGUCGCUCGCGCACCCCAUCCCUACCAACACCGCCCACCCGGGAGCCCAAGAAGGUGGCAGUGGUCCGCACUCCCCCUAAGUCACCAUCAGCUAGUAAGAGCCGCCUGCAGACUGCCCCUGUGCCCAUGCCAGACCUAAAGAAUGUCAGGUCGAAGAUUGGCUCUACUGAGAACCUGAAGCACCAGCCAGGAGGUGGCAAGGUGCAGAUAAUUAAUAAGAAGCUGGAUCUUAGCAACGUCCAGUCCAAGUGUGGCUCGAAGGAUAAUAUCAAACACGUCCCGGGUGGAGGCAGUGUGCAAAUAGUCUACAAGCCGGUGGACCUGAGCAAAGUGACCUCCAAGUGUGGCUCGUUAGGGAACAUCCAUCACAAGCCAGGAGGUGGCCAGGUGGAAGUAAAAUCAGAGAAGCUGGACUUCAAGGACAGAGUCCAGUCGAAGAUUGGCUCCUUGGAUAAUAUCACCCACGUCCCUGGAGGAGGGAAUAAGAAGAUUGAAACCCACAAGCUGACCUUCAGGGAGAAUGCCAAAGCCAAGACAGACCAUGGAGCAGAAAUUGUGUAUAAGUCACCCGUGGUGUCUGGGGACACAUCUCCACGGCACCUCAGCAAUGUGUCUUCCACGGGCAGCAUCGACAUGGUGGACUCACCACAGCUUGCCACACUAGCCGAUGAAGUGUCUGCUUCCUUGGCCAAGCAGGGUUUGUGAUCAGGCUCCCAGGGCAGUCAAUAAUCAUGGAGAGAAGAGAGAGUGAGAGUGUGGAAAAAAAAAAAAAAAAAGAAUGAUCUGGCCCCUUGCCCUCUGCCCUCCCCGCUGCUCCUCAUAGACAGGCUGACCUGCUUGUCACCUAACCUGCUUUUGUGGCUCGGAUUUGGCUCGGGACUUCAAAAUCAGUGAUGGGAAAAGUACAUUUCAUCUUUCCAAAUUGAUUUGUGGGCUAAAAAUAAAACAUAUUUAAGGGAAAAAAAAACAUGUAAAAACAUGGCCAAAAAAUUUCCUUGGGCAAUUGCUAAUUGAUUUCCCCCCCCUGACCCCGCCCUCCCUCUCUGAGUAUUAGAGGGUGAAGAAGGCUCUGGAGGCUGCUUCUGGGGAGUGGCUGAGGGACUAGGGCAGCUAAUUGCCCAUAGCCCCAUCCUAGGGGCUUCAGGGACAGUGGCAGCAAUGAGAGAUUUGAGACUUGGUGUGUUCGUGGGGCCGUAGGCAGGUGCUGUUAACUUGUGUGGGUGUGAGUGGGGACUGAAACAGCGACAGCGAAGGCUGAGAGAUGGAUGGGUGGACUGAGUUAGAGGACAGAGGUGAGGAAGGCAGGUUGGGAGAGGGGACACUGGCUCCUUGCCAAGUAGCUUGGGGAGGACAGGGUGCUGCAGCUGCCUGCAGCAGUCCUAGCUAGCUCAGAUGCCUGCUUGAUAAAGCACUGUGGGGGUAACGUGGGUGUGUGUGCCCCUUCUGCAGGGCAGCCUGUGGGAGAAGGGGUAUUGGGCAGAAGGAAGGUAAGCCAGCAGGUGGUACCUUGUAGAUUGGUUCUCUUGAAGGCUGCUCUUGACAUCCCAGGGCACUGGCUUCUUCCUCCCUCCCCGCAAGGUGGGAGGUCCUGAGCGAGGUGUUUCCCUUCGCUCCCACAGGAAAAGCUGCUUUACUGAGUUCUCAAGUUUGGAACUACAGCCAUGAUUUGGCCACCAUUACAGACCUGGGACUUUAGGGCUAACCAGAUCUUUGUAAGGACUUGUGCCUCUUGGGGGACCUCUGCCUGUUCUCAUGCUUGGCCCUCUGGCACUUCUGUAGUGGGAGGGAUGGGGGGUGGUAUUCUGGGAUGUGGGUCCCAGGCCUCCCAUCCCUCACACAGCCACUGUAUCCCCUCUCUCUGUCCUAUCAUGCCCACGUCUGCCACGAGAGCUAGUCACUGCCGUCCGUACAUCACGUCUCACUGUCCUGAGUGCCAUGCCUCUCCCAGCCCCCAUCCCUGGCCCCUGGGUAGAUAUGGGCAAUAUCUGCUCUACACUAGGGGUUGGAGUCCAGGGAAGGCAAAGAUUUGGGCCUCAGUCUCUAGUCCUACGUUCCACGAAUCCAACCAGUGUGCCUCCCACAAGGAACCUUACGACCUUGUUUGGUUCACUCCAUUACUUCCUAUCCUGGAUGGGAACUGGUGUGUGCCUGCCUGGGGAUGACCUUGGACCUCUGCCUUUUCUUUUAUCUAAGUGGAUGCCUCCUAGGCCUGACUCCUUGUGUUGAGCUGGAGGCAGCCAAGUCAGGUGCCAAUGUCUUGGCAUCAGUAAGAACAGUCAAGAGUCCCAGGGCAGGGCCACACUUCUCCCAUCUUUCGCUUCCACCCCAGCUUGUGAUCGCUAGCCUCCCAGAGCUCAGCUGCCAUUAAGUCCCCAUGCACGUAAUCAGUCUCCACACCCCAGUUUGGGGAACAUACCCCCUUGAUUGAAGUGUUUUUUUCCUCCGGUCCCAUGGAAACCAUGCUGCCUGCCCUGCUGGAGCAGACGGCCACCUCCAUAGAUGCAGCCCUUUCUUUCCCGUCUUCGCCCUGUUACGUUGUAGUUGGAUUUGUCUGUUUGUCUGGGUUCACCAGAGUGACUAUGAUAGUGAAAAGAAAAGAAAGAAAAAGAAAAAAAAAAAAAAAAAGAAAAAGAAAAAGGAAAAAAAAAAGGACGCAUGUAUCUUGAAAUAUUUGUCAAAAGGUUCUAGCCCACCACGUGAUGGAGAGUCUGGAUAUCUCCUUCCUGACGUGGCUCCAGGCCAGUGCAGUGCUAACCUGCUGGGACAUCCCAUGUUUUGAAGGGUUUCUUCUGCAUCUGGGACCUCACAGACACUGGAUUGUGACAUUGGAGGUCUGUGACAUUGGAGGUCAAUGGCAUUGGCCAAGGCCUGAAGCACAGGACCAGCUAGAGGCAGCAGGCUCCGAGUGCCAGGGAGAGCUUGUGGCUGGCCUGUUUUGUAUGAAGAUGGUCCUUUCUGAUCACGACUUCAAAUCCCACAGUAGCCCUGAAAGACAUCUAAGAACUCCUGCAUCACAAGAGAAAAGGACACCAGUACCAGCAGGGAGAGCUGUGACCCUAGAAAUUCCAUGACGACCCAGUAGAUAUCCUUGGGCCCUCUCCAAGCCUGGGCCUUUUCACCAUAGAGUUUGGGAUGGACUGUCCCACUGAUGAAGGGGACAUCUUAGGAGACUCCCUUGGUUUCCAAGCUGUCAGCCCCCUGAACUUGCACGACCUCCUACAGCUUCAGGGACUAGGCCUUUGAAGAUUAGGAACCUCAGGCCCACAUCAGCCACUUCUGAUGUACAGUUAAGGACAAUGUGGAGACUAGGAGGAAGCAGCCAGCCUUUCCCAUUAAAGAACUCUUGAGUGCCCAGGGCUACCUAUUGUGAGCUUCCCCACUGAUAAGACUUUAGCUGUCCAUAGAAGUGAGUCCGAGGGAGGAAAAGUGUGGUUUCUUCAUCAUGGUUACCUGUCGUGGUUCUCUCUCUUACACCCAUUUACCCAUCCCGCAGUUCCUGUCCUUGAAUGGGGGGUGGGGUGCUCUGCCUAUCUCUUGUGGGGUGAUCAGCCCAAAAAUCAUGAUUUGGAGUGAUCUGAUCAGUGCUGAUAGGCAGUUUACAAAGGGAUUCUGGCUUGUGACUUCAGUGAGGACAAUCCCCCAGGGCCCUUUCUUUCCAUGCCUCUCCAACUCAGAGCCAAUGUCUUUGGGUGGGCUAGAUAGAUAGGGCAUACAAUUGGCCUGGUUCCUCCAAGCUCUUAAUUCACUUUAUCAAUAGUUCCAUUUAAAUUGACUUCAAUGAUAAGAGUGUAUCCCAUUUGAGAUUGCUUGCGUUGUGGGGGAGGGGGAGGAGGAACACAUUAAGAUAAUUCACAUGGGCAAAGGGAGGUCUUGGAGUGUAGCCGUUAAGCCAUCUUGUAACCCCAUUCAUGAUUUUGACCACCUGCUAGAGAGAAGAGGUGCCAAGAGACUAGAACUUGGAGGCUUGGCUGUCCCACUAAUAGGCUUUCGCAAGGCAGAGGUAGCCAGCUAGGUCCCUGCCUUCCCAGCCAGGUACAGCUCUCAGGUUUGUGGAGGUAAUCUGUGAACUUCUCUUCCUGCUGCCUUCUUGUGAUGUCCAGAGCCCACAGUCAAAUACCUCCUAAGAACCCUGGCUUCCUUCCCUCUAAUCCACUGGCACAUGACUAUCACCUCUGGAUUGACCUCAGAUCCAUAGCCUACACACUGCUAGCAGUGGCCAAGAUCACUUCCUUUAUCUCCAUCUGUUCUGUUCUCCAGGAAAGUAAGUGGGGAUGAGGGUGGAGGUGGUAAUCAACUGUAGAUCUGUGGCUUUAUGAGCCUUCAGACUUCUCUCUGGCUUCUUCUGGAAGGGUUACUAUUGGCAGUAUUGCAAUCUCACCCUCCUGAUGAACUGUAGCCUGUGCCGUUACUGUGCUGGGCAUGAUCUCCAGUGCUUGCAAGUCCCAUGAUUUCUUUGGUGAUUUUGAGGGUGGGGGGAGGGACACAAAUCAGCUUAGCUUAGCUUCCUGUCUGUGAAUGUCCAUAUAGUGUAUUGUGUUUUAACAAAUGAUCUACACUGACUGUUGCUGUAAAAGUGAAUUUGGAAAUAAAGUUAUUACUCUGAAUAAA
This is a messenger RNA of Mus musculus (house mouse), 6564 nucleotides long. RefSeq names its product microtubule-associated protein tau (gene Mapt). The transcript is spliced from 15 exons. Gene Ontology annotation, cellular component: cytoskeleton; cytosol; extracellular region. Bases 358 to 2661 code for a protein of 767 amino acids. Gene Ontology annotation, molecular function: tubulin binding; microtubule binding. Lineage: Eukaryota; Metazoa; Chordata; Mammalia; Rodentia; Muridae. The record is from RefSeq and is a predicted model, not a curated record.